Oldenlandia corymbosa var. corymbosa is the source of this 2288-nucleotide messenger RNA. The record is from the annotation of a GenBank genome assembly. NCBI's taxonomy places the organism in Eukaryota, Viridiplantae, Streptophyta, Magnoliopsida, Gentianales, Rubiaceae.
CCUCCUCCUAGCUCUUCUUCCGUCAAUGGCGCCCCACGACCUUGGAGAUUCAGAUUCCACCGAAACCCCAAAGAAACGCUUUAAAACCGAAGACCCAACCCUAGAAAAUUCUUCCCCGAAAACCCCUUUGAGUUUCAAUGGAAUAAACAAGCUCCAACCUUGUGGAAUUUGCUUCUCUGAGGCUGCCCAAGAUGAUCGGAAUAGCGUUAGCAGGGGAUGUAUUGAUAGCUGUGACCAUUACUUUUGCUUCGUUUGCAUUAUGGAGUGGGCUAAAGUUGAGUCCAAAUGCCCUUUAUGUAAACGCCGCUUUUCCACCAUUCUCCGCCCAGCAAAGCCUCCUGUAUUCCCCUCCGACCGGCUGAUUCAUAUCCCAGAACGGAAUCAGGUUUAUUAUGAAUCUGGGAAUGCAACAAUAGGGCCCGACGACCCCUAUUCUGAAUCUAAAUGUAGCAUUUGCCAGAGCUGCGUUGAUGAUACCCUUCUUUUGUUGUGUGAUCUUUGUGACUCUGCUGCUCAUACGUAUUGUGUUGGUCUUGGUAUAACUAUUCCUGAGGGUGAUUGGUUUUGCCGUGAUUGUGCACUUGUGAGGGAUGAACAUAACAAGGUGGAGGGAGAUGUUGUUUCUCAUGGUGAGAAAAACUGUAACGACUUAAAUGAAAGUCAAGUAAAGGGAGAAGAAGUGUCUGUGUUUGAUAUUGUUAGAGAACCUAGGAAUGGAGUGGCUGGGAGAUCUUCCACAACGGGGUUAAUUAGUGUACCUAGAGAUAAUGAUGUGUCCACGCCUGAUUCAAGGACGGAUGAGCUCAUCCUGAAUGGUGCAAGUGCAACUAAUCCGGCAGCCAGAACAUUACGACAGUGCCGCGAUGUUCAUGACCGAAUAAAAUUAUUACGUGAUAAUUGGAACGGUAUUCGAAGUGGAUCCUUGCCUUUUUUACCUAGACAAAGAGAUAGCAGACACACUGCUGAUAUUUAUUUAGAUUCUGGCCAAUCAAGUUCAAGUCAGAAUAGGGAAACUGUCAAUGGCCUUCCAGUACGGCCUGAAAGUACUGGUUCAUCAGGUUCAACAUCUUUCUCAGUUCAGAAAGUGAAAACAACCAAUGUUAGUCCAGAGAAGCCUGCAAUUGAUAUCAGUUCAAGUCAAUCAAGUUCGACCGCAGCAAAAGUCACUGUUAGCUGUCCUGGUACAACAAACGAAAGAGAUUAUGAGAUAUCCAGAGCUUGGAAAAUGUUGAACAAAGCUAAGUCAAUAGAACAAAGAGAAAGAAUUUUGCAUCCGAAAAGUUCUAGCUUGAAGCGUCCCUUAUCCAAUCGCCAUCUUGAGCGCUCUGAUAAGCUUCCUGCAGUUAGGAAAGAUCGUGAUUCUGAUAGGAAAAUCCACAAUAUACAGAAAUACCAGAUGCCCGAAAAGCAGAAUCUAUGUAACCCAAGGAGUAGAAGUAAUAGCAUCGAUUAUAUAAUUUCUCCGUCGCCAAUAGAACGCUUGUCAACAUCUUCGCACAUUGUAUGCUGCUCAUUUCAACGUGAUGUUCAAAAUGGGAGUGAUCAAAUCUUACGCGAGAAAUUUUUCGAAUCACCUCAUGCUGCUUUUAAUCACUGUGGAAGCUCUAUCCGUGUGAGUUCAUCAGGUGACUCUGCAACAGCAGCUUCAGAUUUACAUUCUGCUGGACAUGAGCUGUCUUCCCUAUUGUCUUGCAAAAAAGAUCCUUCAAUGGCCAAAGAUGCAGAGGAUAAAAUUCCUGUUCACCGUAAUGCCAUGAAAAACGAUGAUUCCAAGAUUGAAAUUAAGUCUCUUGUCAAGCUCAACUUGAAGAUCCUUGCAAAAAGUAGAAAACUUGAAAUUGCUGUAUACAAGCAGAUCGCAUGGUCAGCCACUCAUUCCAUCUUAGUUGCUUGUGGUUUGGAGUACCCAAAAACUGGAAUCCGUCAAUUCUCCAGUUCUAUAUGCUGUCACAAAGAGUCUGAUCUGCAAUUCCAAAGAUCAACUCUAAUGCCUAGUUCUUGCCGGGAAUGUUUUUAUGUGUUUGUAAAGGAUGUGGUCAACACCAUCAUGUUGGAGAAAAUAGCAAACAGGGAUGUGUUGUGACCCGAAUUCUAUUCUUUGGCACUGUAAUUAUGUAACUUUUAGCCGAAUAGAUGAAAUUCUUGAUAGGUUCUCUUUUCCAUGGAGUUCCUAGGCUUAUUCAUUGAUUGUAGUCUUAACCAGUAUUUAGAUGCAACAGUACUGGUGUUCGUAACUCGUCUUAUUGCCAUGAAUUUUUAAUUGCUCAAGUUAAUGUUGGGACUUUGGG